This is a messenger RNA of Musca domestica (house fly), 1873 nucleotides long. RefSeq names its product peptidoglycan-recognition protein LE-like. The transcript is spliced from 6 exons. Gene Ontology annotation, biological process: peptidoglycan catabolic process. Gene Ontology annotation, molecular function: N-acetylmuramoyl-L-alanine amidase activity; zinc ion binding. The coding region runs from base 319 to 1395 and encodes 358 amino acids. The record is from RefSeq and is a predicted model, not a curated record. Lineage: Eukaryota; Metazoa; Arthropoda; Insecta; Diptera; Muscidae.
UCCGUGCCACCCUGUGACAAAUAAUUAGUUUUAUAAACAAGAGAUUUUUAAUUGCGAGUUAAAAAAAUCUCCGAUAUAAUAUACAAAACCUCACCAUUAAUGUAGAUUUUAAACGCAACAUAAGCUCUCUAUACUGCACAAUCAAUGCAAAUCUAAAUCAUAACUCAAAAUCCGCAAGUUUUUCUUAGCUGAGAACAUCUUUGUCCGCCACACUUGACUUGAGAUCGCAAUAAGAGUUAUGAUAAGAUAAAAUAAGAAGAAAAACAAAGUGUGGAAGAAAUUUCACUAUUCAUAAGAAAAUCGCACAAUACUGUAACCAUGAAUGCCAAUGAUCGUCUGCGAAUUAAUGAGGAGAAAACCAGGAAUUGGCUGAAUUCUCUAAACCUGGAAGAUUUAGACUCAGUUGAUGAUUCGACCGUUGAAUCUAGUGUUAUUGAUUCCAGCGACUCGGAUUCAGAAUCAGGCGAAGAGCAUGCCCUCGGCACACGGAUCCCAGGCCAAAUAAUAGAAUCCGAUGAUAGAGAAUAUAGAGAUAUAACCCAGCUAAGCACAACAUGUCCAGAUCUAAGGCAAUUAAGUGAAAUUGUAAGCAACAUGCCACAACAAAAUUUUGGCAAUUUCAGUAUUUCAAAUUCGAGUAAUGUUAUAAUGGGACAUGUUAUCAAAAUCAAUGGCAAUAUUAUAAUUAAUAAAGAUGGUAAUGAAAGUGAGUGUACACAUGACACAUCUGAAAAUCUGGAUGAGGAUAAGUCAGAUAUAAAACAAGAAAGAAAGCACGCAACACCAAAGAAACCACCAGUCUAUAGACCUGCUUGUCAAAUAAUUCCAAGAGCACGGUGGCUUGCAAUGGAUCCUAUUAAUGAGUACAGUCCUAUAGAUGUACCAACAGAUUUAGUAAUUAUUUCCCACACUGCCACCAGUGACUCUACAGAACAAGCAAAAAAUAUUGGUAUAAUUCGUGAUAUACAGACUUUUCACAUUGAAACCCGAGGAUGGGACGAUAUUGGUUAUAACUUUUUAAUUGGCUGUGAUGGUAACGUGUAUGAGGGACGGGGAUGGGGUGUGGAGGGAGCGCAUACUUUUAGCUAUAAUAGAUAUUCAAUUGGAAUAUCCUUCGUUGGAACUUUUAUGUAUAAGCUUCCACCACCACGAGCAUUGACUGCGUGCAAGAACUUACUUAAAAGAGGUGUCGAUGAAGGUCAUUUAACGCCAAAUUUCAAACUCAUGGCACAUAGACAAUUUAUGAGCACCGCUAGCCCUGGUGGCAAGUUGUACGAGGAACUAAAGACUUGGGAUCAUUUUUACGAACCCCCCUCAGGUGAAAUUGAUGAGAAUUUUUCUCAGACCCUUAAACGAAAUCAAAGUACCACAGAGGACACAACGAAUUUAAAAUGACAGUUUUUUUUUUGAAAGUAAUUUAAGAAUAAUUAAAUUAAUGGAUAUGUAUUCAUCUAAUGUUGCAUUUUUUCGAUCUUUUCUUAUGGGUUUUAAUAAAAACAUUUUCCGAGUUUUAAAGUCAAUUAAAAAUUGACAUCAAAGCUUGAGAAAUAUUUUAUUUUUUGUAAUGGAUAUAUUUAAAAAUAUAUGAACUAUAUGACCGCAUUUGUAUUUGCCGAUAAUGUUUGCCUGAUGUUUUAAAAAUAUAGUGCCUUAUUUUUGUUUUAAGUUAAAAGAGAAAAAGAAAAAUAUAAGAUUGUUGUUUUUUUAAUAAUUGUUGUGUUUUAUUUCUGUUGUUGCUUUUAGCAUUAACAUUUCGAAAAUUAUAAUAAAUUUAUUUGUUGGAAACUGCUGCUAACGAUGAAUUAAGAAUUGAUGGAAUUUAUAUUUAACCAAUACACAAAUGAUUAAAUUUAUUCGCUGGCUUGGGCACGAG